This is a messenger RNA of Dendrobium catenatum, 420 nucleotides long. RefSeq names its product circumsporozoite protein-like. The coding region runs from base 1 to 420 and encodes 139 amino acids. The transcript has a single exon. The record is from RefSeq and is a predicted model, not a curated record. Lineage: Eukaryota; Viridiplantae; Streptophyta; Magnoliopsida; Asparagales; Orchidaceae.
AUGGUAGGGGGAGACAGGCGGUCUUCUCCCCGCUCCGACGGGGGUGGUGAUAAAGGGACGGCGGAUGGUGGUGGACGGGACCGGCGGAAGUCGGGUGUUGGUAUGGGCGGAGGAAGGAAGGGUUUGGAUGCUAGUUCGUCGGCUAAGGCGGGUGGUGGCAAACACUCGGCUAAGAGUGGUGGGAAGCCCUCGGGCGAUGGAGGUGCGGGCUCUACUCGCGGUGGCAAGGCCGCGGCUGAGGCGAGCGCAAGCCAAGGGGUUGCCCGUUCCGGGGUAGCUGUUUCUGCGCAGAACGCGCGGGAGGGACGUGAUGCUGCCGGUGUGGAUGGUGCGGGGUGUGAAGCUGAACGGAGCAGUACUGAUGUGCGCGCGGAGGUCUUGGCAAGUGGGGCAGAUGCAAUGCAGAUGGAGGAAACAUAG